AGGCGAUGGUAACUCUUUUAUUAGACAGAGAAUGUGAUCCAAACAAGCGAAAUAAUGAAGGAAAGAAGCCAAUCGAGCUAACCUAUAACCUGGAAAUAAGACAGUUAUUUAAGAAAUAUGAAGCACGCCUCCCUGGUCUUCCAAUUGAAGUUAAGAAAUUGGAUAAAAAAUCAGCGCAAGUUUUUUCCAGUUUAUUGGGAGAAGAAAGUUAUCUUCAUUUUGAGUCAAGAGUAAUGUUAGCUGGAGAACAGGGUACAGGGAAGACAACUAUUGCCAGACAUCUUGUCGGUAAAUCUCCAACUAGAUUCAGAAAGUCAACUGAUGGAAUAGAAUUAUACAACGGCCUUUCCUAUUUUGACCGUGAAACGAAGGAAUGGCUUGGAGGACAGCAAGAUUUUUCCCUGGAAGAAAUCACAGUUUGCAGAUCCCUUUUACGAGAAGACAAAACAAAACAAAAACAAAAUGUUCUAUUAGCAGAUACUACAACAACCAGUCCAAAUCUAUCAGAUGUUACAGAGGUCGCAUCAAUGUCAGCCAGCAAAGAAGAGCUGACACAUAAAUCGAACGAAUCACAAUCGUUCGAUGCCACUUCAUCUACUGAAUGCUUCAUGACAGAAUCUGUGAAAGCCAAAAAACUACCCGAGCCUCAUUUUCAAACCUUACCUGAUUGUGCUGGUAGUUUUGCAUUAAGUAUGGAAAAGAAACUAUCAGGUCAUGUUGCAGGACAGAAAUCAAAAAUAGUAGACAACGAUGACACAUAUGAGUCAGAAUUACAAGGCAAACCCAGUACCUCAGAAAGGCAAUCAGGUAGAUUUAAUUUUGAUGAAAAGUGUUCAGAUGACUUAGGCACUAGGAACGAACAAGUAGCACAAUAUUAUACAACUGAAAACGAAAAUUCGGAUGCUGCGAAAGACAGGAAAAUAUAUGAAGCUUCGUUUGAUGAAUACAAGUCAAUGGACGAUUCUCAUGAUGCUUCUUUGAAGUCAGAUUUCACUGGUGAUUUGCAUAUAGAAACUGUUACUAAACCUGGAAUUAUCAGAAAGCUAAAACACUUUUUUGGCAUUACUAAACAAGUUAAAGAAGUCAAAGUGUCAAUCACAAAGGAAAAAUUCUUAGAGAAGUCAUCAAAAGUUGGAAAAAAGAAGUUACAAAACAAAAAGAUAGCACCUAUAACAAUCUGGGAUUUUGGAGGGCAGGAUGUGUUCUAUUCUACUCAUCAGACAUUUUUAACAUACAGAGCUAUAUACAUAGUUGUAUUGGAUGGAAGUAGAAACCUCGAUGAUCCUUGUCCAUAUGAACAGUACCUUCCAGGAAAGAGUGGACAUAAAACCUCAAGAGAUUAUCUGCUAUUCUGGAUCAACACCAUUGUAACAUACUGUAAAGGAAGUAUUCAUGGAUUUCCUAAAAUUAUGGUUGUUUUAACGCACAGAGAUCAGGUAACAGCUAAUGAAGUUGAACAAAGACGACAUGACAUAUUUGGAGAAAUCUACAAGAUUUUUCACAAAAAUCCAUUGAUGCAACAAUUGGUGAUUGAUGAUGAAAUAUUUGUAAACGCUAAAGACAAUUAUGACCCAGAAAUGGCGAAGAUUAAGGUUGCUAUCAUUAGGGAAUCAGAGAGGCAACCAACAUGGGGAGAACCACUUCCAAAGUGCUUUAUUCCGUUAGAGUUAGAAUUUGCAUCGUUAAUCAGAUGCAACAUCCCUCUAAUUACACUUGAACAUCUAAAGAAAAUAAACUCAUUGCAGCCAAUUAGACCUUUGUCAGAAGCUGAAUUGAAGGUAUUUCUGAAAUUUCAACAUUCUAUUGGCAAGUUAUUGUACUUCAAUGAACAUAAAUUGGACGACCGUAUCAUUUUGUCUCCCACUCUUCUUAUCGAUGCAUUCAAAUCAAUUGUUACAGAUAGGCAAUUUUGUGAAGGGGACAAGAAAAGAGAAGAAAUAUGGGAUGCAAUGGGAAAGACAGGGGUGGUAUCGAAACAAGCAAUAGAAGGCGUUUGGAAGGGAAAGAAAUAUGUAGAAUUUUACCAAGACAAGGAUUAUCUAUUAAAUGUCAUGACCCAUCUUGAUAUACUGGUUGAACCAAAGAGAUAUGGUUCUGAUCACAACCGCAUACCUGCUGACUUUUAUUAUAUCGCAAGAUGA
This is a messenger RNA of Mytilus californianus (California mussel), 2141 nucleotides long. RefSeq lists its product as uncharacterized. The record is from RefSeq and is a predicted model, not a curated record. NCBI's taxonomy places the organism in Eukaryota, Metazoa, Mollusca, Bivalvia, Mytilida, Mytilidae. Bases 6 to 2141 code for a protein of 711 amino acids. The transcript has 8 exons.